Doryrhamphus excisus (bluestripe pipefish) is the source of this 1585-nucleotide messenger RNA. The record is from RefSeq and is a predicted model, not a curated record. Lineage: Eukaryota; Metazoa; Chordata; Actinopteri; Syngnathiformes; Syngnathidae.
AUGUUGUACACACGGGUCAACAUCCCGAUGCCUCUGUCGUUGAGGAUGGUGAGCUUUUCUGCCAGUUUCUGCUGGCUAGGCUGGAUCACUCCCCGAGACAUCUUGGAACUCCUCGAUUCGAUCCCCCCAAAUCAGGCACCACGAAAAAAAGACAGAAAAUUGCAAAUGUCCACAGGUUCGUCUUCGCUAAGAUAUUGUUUUUUUUAGGAAUUAGAUUUGGUCCAUGAUCGGCUUCCUGUACUCCACCCACCGUCUCUUCAGCCUCUUGCCGUGUUUUUUUUUUUCACUGGGAUGAGAGGAAUCCCAAUUUUCACUAUGUGGCUGCUUGACCUGGAUGCGAUGCAUUCACUUUCCCAAGAGAUCCAGUCUUUCUCUCGAAGCCGGCUACGGAAACAGUACACGCAUGUCACCACCAUCGGCGGCAGGAAGCUGCUGGAGAGAAGCGCCGAUGGAGGACAUGUGGAGGAGCUGGAAGGAGCAAGCGGAUAUGGAUUUGUGGAAGAUACAAGUCUGGACCUUCAAGUUGGAGUGGUGCGACCAUUUUUAUUGCUGGCGUCUCAGGAUGCGGCCCAGGACAUGGACGUGUUGCAGAGACACAAGGUGUCUCAUGUGCUGAAUGUGGCCUUCGGAGUGGCCAACGCCUUCUCAGAUCAGCUGGUGUACAAAACACUCCGGAUCCUGGACCUCCCUGACACCAACAUCACGUCUUAUCUGAGCGAGUGUAGCGCUUUUAUCGAUCAAGCACGGGAACAGGACGGCGUGGUGCUGGUCCACUGCAACGCCGGCGUUUCUCGAUCCUGCUCCAUUGUGAUUGGUUACUUGAUGCUGAGGGAGGGGCUGCCGUUUGACGAGGCGUACCGUCAGGUGAAGCGGGCACGGCCUUCAUGUCAGCCCAAUCCAGGUUUCUACCAGCAACUGCAAAGCUACACGCCACCAUGAGCAGCGCGUCAUGGACCAAAGAUGUUUUAUCGCAUUUGGUGUCCCGCUCCCAUUUUAAAACGACUGGAUCACAAAUUGUUGGACUCAUAAAUACACGGGAAACAGAUUGUUCAAAACAUGGGGCUCUAUUUUUGUAGACCUGGCACGACCGCGGUGCAGGGCUAUGGCGCACCCACACCUCCGUCCCUCCCACUGGCGCAAGUGGCAACGAGGGAGGAGAGAAGGCGUGAGAGGGUUUAACACAGACGAAUGUAAUCUUAACCAGUCAAAUGAACGCCUCUUAUUACCUUUAAAUGCUUAGGGCAUACUGGACUGCACAUCAGAGGCCACUAUGCACGUCACCGUGGGAACCACUUUGAAUGCUUCAGGAUAGCAAAACAUUUUGGACAAUUUCAUGCUCCCAACCUUGUGGGAACAGUUUGGAGUGGGCCCCUUCCUGUGCCAACAUGAGACGUGGAUGAACUUGACUGGCCUGCACAGAGUCCUGACCUGAACAUGUUACAUGUUACAUGUUGACCAGGUCACUUGUGUCUUGUAUUGCACCGAUUACUCAGCUGCUGUCAGGUUCAAUUUCCGUUAUGUGUGACUAUGAUGGGACAAUGAAUACAAAAAUUACAUUAAAUAGUGGUUGCUGGUUGCAUUGAAA